Scleropages formosus (Asian bonytongue) is the source of this 3001-nucleotide messenger RNA. RefSeq names its product serine/threonine kinase 33 (gene stk33). NCBI's taxonomy places the organism in Eukaryota, Metazoa, Chordata, Actinopteri, Osteoglossiformes, Osteoglossidae. Gene Ontology annotation, molecular function: protein kinase activity; ATP binding. The transcript has 13 exons. Bases 233 to 1663 code for a protein of 476 amino acids. The record is from RefSeq and is a predicted model, not a curated record. Gene Ontology annotation, biological process: protein phosphorylation.
CCGGCGUUGCCAUAGCAACGCACGCUCCCGGCCGCACGGUGCCACGUGCGCUCUGUUCGCGUCCGCAUCUCAAAUGGCAGGUAAACAGGUUGUUGCGCGUUGAAGCUGUGACACGUCCGUGACAGUCACAGUGUGGUCCGUCACCAGAGCAGAGUAAAUAACCGACUGAUCGAGCGCUCGGACAGUGAUCUCUGACUGUACUGGACUUUAAUAGCCUGUCUGAAGUAAGUAAAUGCAACAGGCGGAUGCUUCGGAAGUCGGCAAGAAAAUGGCCUCCCCGUGGACGCGAGCGAGCAGUGCUGAGAGGAAGGUGCCCCACACCCGCAUGGAGGACGAGUCCGCCAUUCAGAAACUCUACUCGUUCGGCAAGAAGCUGGGCCAAGGCAGCUUCGGCGUGGUGUAUGAAGCCACCCACAUGGAGACGCAGAAGAAGUGGGCCAUUAAGAAGGUGAACAGAAAGAAGGCCGGGAGCUCAGGCGUGAAGCAGCUGGAAAGAGAGGUCAGCAUCCUGAAGAGCGUGAACCACUCGCAUGUGAUACACCUGAAGGAAGUGUUUGAAACGCCGAAGAGGAUGUACCUGGUGACGGAGCUCUGCGAGGGAGGGGAGCUCAAGGAGCUGCUGCAGAUGAAGAAAUGCUUCACGGAGGAGGAGACGAGGCACAUCAUCGGCUGUCUGGCCGAGGCUAUAGUCUACCUCCACAAACAGGAUAUCGUGCACCGGGACUUAAAGCUGGAGAACAUUCUGGUGAAGAAUAACCACGGAGGUGAUGAAAAUGAGAUGCCUUGUAUCAAGGUGACGGACUUCGGCCUCUCUGUACAAAAGAGCGGUGUGGGCAGUGAGAACAUGCUUCAGGCCACCUGCGGGACGCCCGUCUACAUGGCUCCGGAAGUGAUCAAUGCUCACGACUACAGCCAGCAGUGCGAUGUGUGGAGCGUUGGGGUCAUCAUGUACAUGCUGCUUUGUGGAGAGCCUCCCUUCAUGUCCAGCUCUGAGGACAAGCUCUUUGAAAUCAUCCGGAAGGGUGAGCUCUCCUUCGCCGGACUCGUCUGGGACAGUAUCAGCGAUGCAGCUAAGAAAGUGCUGCGCUGCUUGCUGAAAGUGGAUCCCGCACAUCGCAUCACGGCCAGCGAGCUGCUGGACAACCCCUGGAUCACCGGCGAUACCUCUUUGCCCGUCAUGCCCACCAACGUGCUGGAGAUGAUGAAGCAGUUCCGGGACGAUCCGGAGGAUAGAGACUGGGUGGAGCUGAGGGACAGUCUCAACGGGGUUUCGCUGAGCCCCUCUCCUGAGCGCACGCCACCCGCGGAGGCCGAAGUCACGUCAACGGGCAGCGACCACGAGGGAAGCGAAGAGGUCAGCCUCAAGGAUGACCCGGACAGAAGCAGCGGCAGCAGCAAGCCUUCCACCCCCACCCGAAAGCGACAGAGGAAGAAGUCCUUCGUGUCGACAUCCAACGGGGAUCUGAAGAGGAACGGGUCCAUUGUCAAGAGCAGCAGUGGUACCUGCGUAGGCAGCAAAGUCAUCAACGCACCGAGCAUCAGACAGGUGAGCCCGAAGGGCUGCAGUAAGACCCGUCUCGCCAACCCCAAGCUGUUGCCCCACUCCACGGAGAACAAGGCCUCCCAGAUGUCCAUCGGCGGCAGGGCUAAAAAGGCCACGUAGGCCAUGGCCCCGGACCCUCCUCGCCCCCGAAGUGCCAAAGGAAGGGACGCAUCCCGGAGCGGGUCCCCUGCUGUGCAGCGGAACGCUCCUGGGACACAUUUGAAGAUUUGCAGUAUUGUUGCUGUAUUUAAAUCCCAUUUGCUUGCACUCUAUUAAUUAUUUACAGUACUGUAGUUCUGCACCGGACAGACAGUCGGCUAGCGCAGCCGUCCCCCCUUCCUCGGCGGCUCUCGGGCCAUCUUGGAUGACCGUUCCGUUCGUUUGUUCCGUUACCCGAACGAGAGAUUCCGCCGACUCAUCGUUCAUACGCGGCUCUCGAACGCACUGAACGGCAUCGUAAGGGGCUGAUCGUUUCUUUUACAGCGAGCAGAGCAAGUAUUGCACGCUCCGGUACGGAUCUCGCUCUAUGACCCGGUGCGUUUUUCUUUGUUUUCGUUUAGUGUUAAAAAAUACAAAGUACUUUAAAAAGCACGAGGUGCGGUCGAGGCCAGUGUUACUUCCGCUCGUUGUGUCAAUCCCGUUGCGAAAUAGCAGAAAACCAUCGAAACCAUACCAUGCAAAACCAGUGCAAAUAGUUUCGUUUUCUGGUUAACGUCAGCAUGUCACAUAGAGACGGAAACGCAGAUUAAAACUAAGUCCUGUAUUGCAGUUGUCAGUGUUCUGCCGGAUUGUUACAGCUGAAAUAUUGAAUGUUGUCUUUACCUUUGAGUUUCUGUUGAUUGAACAGUUAAAUAUUCAAUGUAAUUACUUACUUGCUUCUGUUCAUUUUCGGUUACCUCUAUUCAUAAAGACAUCUUGCAAAAGAGAAAUACACCGUUCUUACCCCAUUUGGAUGGGCUGAGACGGUAUAGGGGAUACCUGGGAAAGUCAGGUCCGUGAGCGGUACAGGGGGUAAUCCCCAGCGCGCAUAUUAUAGUGAAAGCGCCGAGCACGACAUGAGAGAGAGCAUUAGUAAAAGUGCAGACGGGGGGGUCCUCGCGCUCUCGUACCCGUGCUGGCCCCGAAGGCUCGAAGGAGAGGCGAGCUGUGAUGACGGACGGCCUGGAUUUGGCAGGCGCGCGGGGCCCCGCGGUGUUGAACUCCAAAGUUUAGAGGACAAAGUACCGCACGGAAACGCCGAGUUAAGAGCGGAACGGUGCGGCGAACGAGCCGACGACAUUUUGCUCGCCUUUGUCAAACUGGCGGUGUAACUGGGAUUAUUAAUCUGCGGAAAUUCAUCCAUCAUCAUUCAUCUGCUACAUUUUCCUCAUUGUUAAUAAAUUAAAAAUAUAUUGCACACUUUGCAAUAAUGAAAUAUCUCUACGCAUGACCUGCUUGUUCUUCACACUUAGACGCACA